Messenger RNA from Populus euphratica (Euphrates poplar), 3313 nucleotides. RefSeq lists its product as uncharacterized. Gene Ontology annotation, biological process: gravitropism; regulation of auxin polar transport. The transcript is spliced from 2 exons. The coding region runs from base 1323 to 2510 and encodes 395 amino acids. The record is from RefSeq and is a predicted model, not a curated record. NCBI's taxonomy places the organism in Eukaryota, Viridiplantae, Streptophyta, Magnoliopsida, Malpighiales, Salicaceae.
AAAAAAAUGCAAACAUGCAAUAACAUGAAAUGAAAAAUUAAUAUGUAAUGGGAUUUGAUUAUGUUAGUGUGUACUCGCUGAGUCGCUGUAAGUGUCCAUUAGCAAAUGAUGCACACUUAUUUUUUGCAUAAUAUACAUAAUGCAUGCAUUUGAAAGAACUAAAUAAAAUGUUUCCAUCAGUCUCAUGUCCAUGCAUUCAUUUACCAGCACAACCACAUCAAGCAUGCAUAGCAAAUGUUGCACCCCCCAACUUGCAGGUCUCCCAACUCUCCCUGAUUCUUUUGCUUGAUUUGAUCUUGACAAAGAACAGCCAACCAAAACCUUGUAUCUAUCUAAAUGUUUCUCUCUAUCCGCAUCCAUCAGAAGAUCCUCCUAGCACCCACUACUUCCAACUCAUUAAACAACCAUGUUCAAAAGAUCCCCAUCCCUUUCUUUUUGCUAAUCCAAAUCUCUCCUUUAAUGCUUUGUUGCCCUUGCAUAUCUAAAUAUAUUCCUACAUCUUGCUCCCUGUGACAAUUGAAGCAAAACUAACAUUGAAUCCCACAGAAGAAGUUCAAGAUGAGGGUAAGCACACACUUCCUGAAUUUUGAAUAGCACACGUAUUAAUGAUUUUAAACUCUAUCUUUGCAUUUCAUUGUUGCAGGUACUAGGUUGGAUGCACCACCGAUCCAAAAAAAAUAAUGCCGAACCAUUCAAGGAUUUUUCGAUAGGUAUUCAAACAACCCUUCAUUUUCUUCUAAAAAGACCACUAGGUGUGCAUCAGACAUAAGAUAUGAUCACAUAAAUAGACCAAACUCACAAAGUAAUUUAAUCUACCACACUCAGCUUCUAGCACCAAUCUUGGUAGCUAAUUCUCACUUCAAAAAAAGGAUAAAAAACAGUGGUCCAACCCAAAGAUUGAUGGUCUCACAAAGAUGGCCAAUCAUGUCAGAAACAUCUCAACUUAGAAGAUUUUUCACCAAUGGAUGAGACCACCAAUCCUCUUAGGUCUCAGGAACGGCUGAUCUCUGUCUGCAAUAAAGCUAGACACAACAGUCAAUCAUCUAGGGUGUUCAUGGUAAAAGAAAAGGGUGGAGCCUUAGUGCAGGUAUUACAGGACAUCCCACCUCUUGGAUUUUCCACCACUGGCUAAGGCCUUUUAUGGCCACUCGGCAAAUGGAUCUCUCUCCCAAGGGAUAAGGUUCAAAGUGGGCAUAUUGGCAUAAAUAUUGCAGCCACUUCGUGAUACAAAUAACUAGUAUUGCUAGGUUGUUACAUAAACCAAAGACCCUUCAAACCACUAUCCUCACAAAUCUGAAGAUUGUUCAGUCACUAGUUGGCCCAUGCAAAAUGUGAUAAAAGGGAUAAGUAAUAUGCCCUGCUUAAAAACUCACAUAAAGUAUCCUUUUUCUUUUUUCCAUGUUUCAGGGAACUAUUGUGCUUGCCUUUCCGCACAGUCACCCAUUGAUGACCAUGUUUCCUACACUGGGCCAAGUUUUAACUCCAGAUAUGGACCCGGGCUCUUAAAACAGCCAAAUGAGGAAUGUGAGAAUACUUUCUUUGAAAAUGAAGGAGUGGAUGAGAAUAAUGGAGACGAAACAUCUAUCAUCAGCUCUGAUCCUUUUCAUGGCUUUCUUACUAUUGGAACCCUUGGCUCAGAACCAAUUACCAGUGAGCCUGCAACACCAACAUUUGCCAUGUCUUUGGAGAGCAUAACAGAGGAAAACAUAGAGGUGACAGAAAAUGAAUUGAAGAUCAUGAACAAUGAGUUAGAAAAGUUUCUAGAGGCUGAAGCUGAAGAAGAAGGUUGCAAUGAAUCGUUAGCAAGGAGCAGUUAUGUGAGCACUAUUACACUCAGUGGCAUGCAAAUGGAAGCAACUGAUGCUGAAGAUUAUGGAAAGACAGUGGCAUGUCCACUCCAAGGAUAUCUAUUUGGGUCAUCAGUUGAACUGCCAGAAACAAGAGUUGGAGUAAAGAAGGAAAAGGUAUCACUUGGAGAGAUGUUUCGUAUGACAAAAGUUACAGAUGAAAUUCCUUCAGAAAAAGAAGUGAAAGGGGAGAUGCAAGCCAAGAAAGCACAUAAAUCUGCCAAAUACCUCAUCAAGAAGAUACUCAAAAUGUUUCGCACUACGUCGGGAAAUCCUACCCCUUCUACAAGGGAUGAAGCCUCAAAUUCUGUUUCUACCAAGAAAACACUUAAUAAGGUCCUAAAAGUGUUCCAUAGAAAAGUUCAUCCUGAAAACCCAUUAGCUGAAAGAGAGUUUACGAAGUCCCAUAAAGACAAGACAAUGACUACUCUGAAUGAUGGUGGCUAUAAUGCAGAACUGACGCACCAGGUUAAAGAGAAAAGAAAGUUUCUUCCUGGAUACAAGUCAAGGGAAGGGGUCCAAUGCCAUAAGAACAGCUUGAAAGUGCCACAACAUGAUCAUAUUUGCAGUAAUUCAAGUGCAAAUGGGGAAUACUGGAUUAAAACGGAUGCAGACUGUAAGUACCAACACAUCUUGACCUUUCAAAAACAUAGAACAUGUUGACCUUUCAAAAACAUAGAACAUUUAGAUUUUGGUUUACUUCAAGUAUAGAUUGCUGACCAUGGCACCAUCAAUCAUUUGUUACAAUAUGCAUAGAUGAAUAAAAUGUCUGACAUUUGUAAUUCCUUAUAUGCACAUGCACGAAACAUGUCUAUUUACAAACAAAAAAGAGGUUUCAGAAACACAACUGCAUUAAUGGGAUCAAGAUAUGCUAAAAGCAACAGUUAUGAAAAAGUCAAACUAUUAUAAACAGAACUAUAUAAAGAAUAUCUUAAUAUGGGAAGUUAAAGAUUCAGUAGCGUAUUUUCCAUGUAUGCUGCCACAUUGAUAGUAUUUUUUUCUUCUCCUUGAAGAGCUAUUUUGACUUCAUUGUGACCAUCAAGGUAAAUUAUUAAAAUGAUUAAGCAUAUUAAUGCACACAUCUAACCCUUUUCUAAUAUCGGUAAUGUAGAUUUGGUGCUGGAGCUGUAGCAGAGGAGCUAAAGCACACUUACAAUGUGUUGUUUGAUUGCAUCAUCUAAGUUCCUAAGUAUUUGUGAGUGAUUUAAGUGACCAUGAACCCAAGGAGAUGGAAACAGUAAAAGGUAUCCAUCUCAUCUGUCUGUAUAAUAAUAAAGUUGUGAGCAUGGAACGUCAUGUAAUCAUCUUAAUUAGUAAACAUGAUUGAUAUGUUUGCAUGUUCCAUUUUAAUUAUUUAAUUAUUUUUCACUUCACAAACAAGUAAUAUUCAUAAAAACUAGUUUCUUCAAACAUGAGUAUUAUGGAAGGAGCUAGUGUUGGGCAUUUGAUCCCAAACUAAGAUUCAG